Molecule: messenger RNA, 2073 nt
Organism: Brassica napus (rape)
Lineage: Eukaryota; Viridiplantae; Streptophyta; Magnoliopsida; Brassicales; Brassicaceae
Product: putative F-box only protein 15
Exons: 1
Coding region: 431-1627 (398 amino acids)
Molecular function (GO): protein binding
Source: RefSeq, a predicted model, not a curated record
CAAUUUUGUUAACUGUUACUUUGUAUUUACGUAUAUAUGUGUAUGAAUUCUCUUAAAAAAAUAUCACAUCAAUCUUAUUUUAUAUAGCAAAUUAAUCAAACAUAAAUAGAAUCGGCUCAUCAGAAAACAACGAAGCCCAUGCACUAGACGAAAACUAUCCCACGAACGUGUUGCGUUUCGGGUGAGACUAGGUUGCGUGAUCAACACGUGGCCUAAAUUAAACAGAAAAUUUGGAGUAUCCAUGAUUUAGAUUUACACAUUUCGAUCAAUAUGUACGUUGAGAUCUUACAUCUUAACCGAUUCGGUCGUUAUAUUUGAUUAUAUUAGAGUGAGCAUACAAAACAAUUCGCGCAAAAAAAAAAAAAAAUAGAUUAAAUAAUCACAAACUGGUUCAAGAAUCCACGACAUUCAAAUCUUUCUGAGUGCGCUCAUGGCUUCUUCUUCAAAGCGUUCGUGGUCGUUGUCUUCGCUGCCACCGGAGAUAACACAAGAAAUCUUUUACAAGACUCCGACGGAUGCUCUCGUCCGAUCAAAACCGACGUGCAAGAAGUGGUACGCUCUCAUAACCGACGAAACAUUCAUCUACGAACACUUGCGUCGCUCUCAAGAACGAUUCAUAAGAAUCUUUGAUGGUGUGGUACAAAUCGUGGAUCCAGUACUGACCAGAGAACGCUCAGCUUCGCCAAUCCAAAACGAGUUUCAACCUCCUCCAUAUGAGAUUGAUACUAUGGUUCACUGCGAUGGACUCAUGCUGUGCAAGUGUGCCGAUCACUUGAGAUUCGCCAACCUAGCUCUUUGGAAUCCCGCCACAAGGAAAUUCAGAUGGGUCGACCCCGUGGAUGUUAUCACGAGUAGUGAGUACUACGGGAUUGGAUACAGCAACAGCAAGAAGAAGGCUCGUGACGACGGUUACAAGAUCGUGCGGUUUACUUGUGGCCUUGAGGGUAAUUACGAGAUCAAUGUGGUACCACAGGUUGAGAUUUACGAGUUCAAGACGAAUUCUUGGAGAACUAUUGGUGUAAAGGUUGAUGCUGAUGUGAAGAUUACGAGGAAAUGUGUGGCUGUGAUGGGUAACAUGUAUUGGAUUGCUUUUAGAGAUCAUGAAGAAGAAGAUGAAGAAGAAGAAGAAGAAGAUGAAGAAGAAGAAGAAGAAGAAUAUGAGUUCAUUCGGUGCUUUGAUUUCUCGGAUGAAACAUUCAAGGACGUAUGCUUCUGUCCAACCUCUUAUGUUAAUAGUCAUUUAUCUUGUUUCAAUGGAGAUAGCUUGUCUUUGCUACAACAAGGCAGAUCAUCAAGAAACAUUGAGGUGUGGGUUUCAAGCAAGUUGGGUGAUGGUGAUGUCUCGUUUAGCAAAUAUUUCAGUUUGUCCGGUCCUGGUCUUCGGGCGUUACGGGUCCGUGAUGAUGCUAGUCCUGUAUACUGUUUUGUGAAGCCUAAGAGUGUCAUCGUAUGGUUCGUGGGAGUUGAAGGAAAAGGUGAUAAGGUUCGUAAUUGCCUUACUCUUUAUGAGAUUGAUGAGGAUGGAGUGAGAAAUGAAAAGGUGACAGAACGUAACGACGUGCAUGACUAUUCUCGCGCCUUCGUUUGUGGCUAUGUGUAUGUUCCAAGUCUAGUCCCUCUUCCAUGAAUAAGAGAUUAAGGUUUUGUUUCGUGUUCUAAGCUUUAGUUUCUGGUCUUUGUUUGUUGAUCUUGUGCACUGUAAAGAUGUUACUAAUAUUGGUUUUGGUUUUGCACUGUAUUAUAAUUAAACUGAUACAGUUGUAGUACUAUUAAACUUUUUUGUGCACCCUUAUUUGUUUGAUAAUAUUUACAAAUUAACCUACAGUAUAUAUGUAUCGUUAUUCGUAGCUUAUCAAUAAUCUCUACUCUCAAUAGGUUGAUAACGAAGUUAUCGUAUGAUUUCACAAGAUAAGCACAAUUUAUGAAGAGAAAAAUGGGUGAAGAUGAUGAUUCGUGUGGACCAAGUCUUUAGCUUGCCUUAUUGGUAAAGUAUCCUUCUGCAAGGAAACGUAUAUGUCUCUCUUUUUGUGUUUGUUUCACAUUCCAUAUUCUAUCAUUAACUUUCUGUUUUCU